AAUAAGUUUCUUCUCCUAGAUUUGGCGCAGCAAAGAUUAGCCGCUGUCAGCUUUUAGGGUUUUAGGUUCCAUCAUAUCGUUAGGCGGCGCAAGUUUGGUUUGCAGAACAACAACAACAAUGGGGCAUUCGAACGUCUGGAACUCACAUCCGAAGAACUACGGUCCUGGUUCUCGCUCUUGCCGAGUAUGCGGGAACUCUCAUGCGAUAAUCAGAAAGUAUGCGCUAAUGAUCUGCAGGCAAUGCUUUCGCAGCAACGCCAAGGAAAUUGGCUUUGUCAAGUACCGCUGAAGACUAAUGAUUCUACAUUGAAUCAUUGAUGGUGCUUUCGACUGAAUAAUGGUGCUGGAGAAUUUCUUUUCUUAUAAUUAGCUUUGUUUAAUCUUUCUGUUAAUGUCUUUUAAGAUUUUCCUUGGGAGUAGUUUUUGCUAGGUAGGACCUGAGUACGGGAAUUAUAUUUAGCCAGGACAUCAAUGUCUUGUCGUGGCUGUUUAAGAACCUGAGAAAUUUAUAUUGAUUUGUUAGUGUUA
Messenger RNA from Morus notabilis, 528 nucleotides. RefSeq names its product 40S ribosomal protein S29. The transcript has 3 exons. NCBI's taxonomy places the organism in Eukaryota, Viridiplantae, Streptophyta, Magnoliopsida, Rosales, Moraceae. Gene Ontology annotation, biological process: translation. The record is from RefSeq and is a predicted model, not a curated record. Gene Ontology annotation, molecular function: zinc ion binding; structural constituent of ribosome. Gene Ontology annotation, cellular component: ribosome; cytosolic small ribosomal subunit. Bases 119 to 289 code for a protein of 56 amino acids.